Orbicella faveolata is the source of this 3495-nucleotide messenger RNA. Its product is annotated as cytokine receptor-like factor 3. The record is from RefSeq and is a predicted model, not a curated record. Lineage: Eukaryota; Metazoa; Cnidaria; Anthozoa; Scleractinia; Merulinidae. Gene Ontology annotation, molecular function: protein binding.
ACAAGGUAAAAAGGGCUAAUUUGCAAGUAAACAAAAGAAUACUUAAAUGGUGGUCAUUUUGGAAUAACAUGUAUAGGGAAAUUUUGAAGGAAUGGUGAACCUUGAGUGUUAGCGGUUUCAAUAUCACAUGCGCCAUUUAUAGACCUGCCAUCCCUCCUGGUUGGGUAGGAGUUUCCUCCUUGUUUUUUUCCUCAAAAACAUAUGGACCGGAAAAUAUUAUAAAAAUGUGGCAAAAUGUAAUUUAGGCUAAAUUAAACUCAAAAAAACUGCUGGCCAAGGAUCACUCCCUUGAUAUGGGGUGAGUUUAUCAAAUGUUAUAUUGGUGUUGCAUAGUGUAGUAAAUUCCCUCUUAAUAUGGAAUUUGUUAUCCUGUGCUAUUCCAAAAUGACAAUAGUCAUCAUUGUAGGCACCAGAAGUUGUGUCAUAGCUUCAUGUUUGGUGCCAUGUUUUCACUUAAUUAGUUUCCUUUGUUUUGUGGCCUUUUGUACAUGUUAUGUUCAUUUGCAUAUUCUAUAUGUUUGGUUCGCAUGUAAUUUAUUUAGUUAGUAGUAGUUUGAGUUUUUGUCUAUGCCUUGUUCUGGAUUUGCUCCAGUUUUACAGUUCGUCUUUGGUUUUGGGGUUCACCACAUUCGUCUUGUAAGUUUCCUCAUUUAUUUCGCUUUGCCGUUUUUCUGCAGUCUUCAUGCUGACGGUCGUUGUUAGUUAUUUUAUGUCCAUUCCCGUGUUUGUAAUUUUGUUAUUUUCAGUUACUGUGUUCAAUCUACAUAUUUGGUGGAAUUUAACUGCUAUGGCAAGAUUUGGAUGAGUAUGAUAAGCAUGUGCAACAAUAAUCAUAAUGUAGAAGAAUGAAGAUUUCUGGGGUGUGAACGUAUUGCUUAGUGUAUUUAGGGGUUUGCUGGCCAGUGAGUAUUGUGUGACACCUGAUACAGGUUACAGUGAAUGUGUUAUGCACAAAACAAUUAGAUCACACCAAGCUUACAAUUAAAUAGCUUCAUGUCAUGUUUUUUUUUCUCUGCUGACUAAUCUUGGAUAAAAAGAUAUUUUAUAAAAUUAAUGUCACAUUUGUUUCUACUGCCCACAGUAUGUUAGAGGCUCGAGAUAGGUACUAACAUGGAGGAAGAGGAUGUUAUGAACACCAGACUAGCAAUCAAAGAAUCACUGAAAAAACUUGAUGAGUACACAUCUUAUCUCAGAUCAAGGCUAACAGACAUCAAGUCCACGCGUGAAGGAGUCAAAAACAGCAUCAGCAAAGCACGCACUGAGGUUGAGGAGAGAUUUAAGGAAAUAAAGCAAGAAAUAGCACAUGUAUUAGAAACUCGCCAAAAAGCAAUUCUAAGUACUAUUGGUGAGAUAGAGAGGAAGGAUCUUGAUCCCCUGACUAAUUUGGAAGACAGAAUCAAUGGGCAGCUAGAUAAAACUGUUCAACUUAUUGAAAAAGGAAAUUCCUCCCUUGAUGAAGAUGAUGCUACACUCCUAAGUGAAGGAAGGAACUUGCAAAAUGAGCUGCAAUUUUCAUCUAUAAGGUAUCCUGAUACUCCUUGCAUAUCACAAACCUUGUCUGUCACUUUCAGCGACAGUCACACCCAGUCAGUUCUUGAUGCUGUCAAUUCCAUAGGAGAAGUCUCCAUGACAGGCUCACUUCAAAUAGCAGAGCUGGUUGAGCAUCCUGGAGCUAUCCUGGUUCAGUGGUUUGAUGAGACAUAUUCAGAUAGUGAGUCCAUCACAGAUUACAGUGGCGUCCAGGAAUACAUGCUACAGUGUUGUCGUACAGACAACAAAGGCAACAGUGAUUCAGUGUUCAGCACAGUGUAUUGUGGUGAGGAAUCAUCUCACUUGGUUUCAGAUCUUGAACCUCAUGUGUCUUACACUUUUCGUGUCUGUGGAAGGUUUGGAAAUGAAGGAAAAUGGGGAUCUUGGAGUAUUCCAAGGAAUGGAAUAACAACACUUGACCAGCAUGAAUGGUCUGUGGAGGACUGUCUCAACCAAAAUAAACUAGCUGUGUAUCAACUCAGUAACAGGAGGAAAACUGCAACAAAAGUGUUCCCUGACUGCUCCAAAGUUCUGCGAUCACAAACAAUGAGUUACAGACUUGAUACAGCACUGAUUCUCAAGAUUGACGAGACUGGUGAUCCCAGUAAUGGUGAUGGUAUUGGCCUUACAACUGCAUCAUUUGAUUUUAGCAAUGCACGACAAGUCCUACAAUGCCCUGGUUCAGUUAGCAUAAAUUCCAAAGGUGUUGUUUACGUUAAUGGGACAGCCAUGACAACAAGGUUACCACAGUUCAAACGAGGUUCAGUGGUCAUGUUUGAUGGAAGUCGCGUCUCUAAAGACAAGCUUCGGGUGUCAAUCACUGUUGAUGACAAGCUAGUGACUUUUGAUUGGCAGGUUGACAGUGAGGGUGAUGCAUUUUAUUUUGCCAUGGGAUUUCAACACUCAGGCUGGCAAGUCUCUGUCUAGAAUUAAACCAUCAUGGAACGUUUUUUAAUGUUAAGACAAAAAUACUGUAGGGAGCAGUGCAGAGGACCUGUUUAGAUGUUCUUGAACUUCAGUUAAAAUGUCGAGAUCCGCACAGUUCUCUUUAUCAGCCAGUAACUGGAAAUAAUUUCUGUGAAAUGAAGGCAAAAAGGUACAGCUGGAGAUUCACAAUUAACACAAUUUAGCAUAAAUUUUCCAAAAUAUAGUUGCAAAAAGAAUCGUCUGUCUUUUAGCCAGGUUUUAUUUCUGGAUAAACUGAUAAAAAAAAAAAACAAGGGUGUAGCACAAAUUCAAGUUAGGUGUAUUAGGGCCUGUAGUAAAGUAAUAUAACAUACGCCUGUGCCUUUUGAAAAUCCGGUUACAGAAUAUCCCUGUGCUCUAUACCUUACACUACAACAAAAUAUUCUGAUUAAGAAAUAACAAAGCUUUACCUCGAAAUGUGAUAUUAUAAAAUGAUUCUUAUUAAAAUUUUGCCAAAUUAUUUUACAUUAUAUGAUGAUGAUUCACACUUCUUUAACAGUGUUUCACUCUGUAUUGAUUUAUAUUUUAUAAGCAACACCAAAAGUUAUUUAAAAUAUUUCAAGGUAAAAUAAUUUGCUUGAGAUUUCAAAAUUAUAGGUGUCAAUUUUUAUUGAUUCAAUACAAACUAAGGCCAUAUUAAGGCAGUGCAAAUGUUUGAAACAUUUAUAGGAAUUUUAUGGCAAAAGUUGCUGGAGGUCACAUGACCCUGACUGCAAAAUGCACCCAAUAAAAGAAUAACAAAAAUGCAGGAGUAUAAAUUUUACAAAAUCAUGUACAGUAGAUACCACAGAUAAUUUUAAAGGAUAAGGAAAAUUAAGAGAAAGUGCUCUGUUGGUAUAUGACCUUCUUAACUGUUCUAAUUUUAAGCACCUCCACCCACUCGAUAAAUUCUCACCAUAGAAUUUAUAGAAAUGUGACCUUGAGAUAAAAUUUUGCUAAACUGGAACUGUACUGAUUGUGGUCUGAUAUUGUAAUAGAAUUCAGCCUUUGUUCACUGCA